AUGUGCAUUUGUGUGAAUUGCAAGUGGGUGGAACGAUGCAAAGCGUACCAUUUUGUAGAAGAACAGCAUCAACAACCGCACCUGACACUUGUACCUGACUUCACUCCGCGAGAUGGCAGUCCUACCAUUGAGUGUGAGCUGCAGCACUUGGUUGAUCGAGGAAUAACGAUUGAAUAUGAUGUUGUGAAGUGUGAUGACUUUGUCAGAGAUGAUGGAAGGUGGAAGAAAAUGAUGCCAACUGGAACAUUACUCGAUGCAGGUUUGGUAGAUAUUCUUAUCUUAUCUUGA
Molecule: messenger RNA, 288 nt
Organism: Guillardia theta CCMP2712
Lineage: Eukaryota; Cryptophyceae; Pyrenomonadales; Geminigeraceae
Exons: 3
Coding region: 1-288 (95 amino acids)
Source: RefSeq, a predicted model, not a curated record